This is a messenger RNA of Cucurbita pepo subsp. pepo (vegetable marrow), 2142 nucleotides long. Its product is annotated as calnexin homolog. Lineage: Eukaryota; Viridiplantae; Streptophyta; Magnoliopsida; Cucurbitales; Cucurbitaceae. Gene Ontology annotation, biological process: protein folding; ERAD pathway. The record is from RefSeq and is a predicted model, not a curated record. Gene Ontology annotation, molecular function: calcium ion binding. Gene Ontology annotation, cellular component: endoplasmic reticulum membrane; endoplasmic reticulum.
AAAUUUAGAAAUGAGGGCGGAGAAGAUUAGCCGGACUGUUCUGAAAUGUUUUGAGAUAGUUCUGUUCUUCUCAUCGGGAUCCAAUCUUGUAAGGCUGAACAGAGUUUAGGGUUUCAGAUCCAGAAGAUGAAGGCGUUUCCUUUAGGAUUAGCCGCGGCUUUGCUUGUUCUUUCCCUUUCACUUGUUCAGCUCCGUGCAUCGGACGAUGAGAUCUUCUACGAGUCCUUCGACGAGAGUUUUGAAGGGCGCUGGAUCGUGUCCGAGAAGAGUGAAUAUCAAGGUGUCUGGAAGCACUCUAAGAGUGAAGGACAUGAUGAUUACGGGCUUCUAGUGAGUGAGAAGGCAAGGAAAUACGCCAUUGUGAAAGAGCUAGAAAAGCCAGUGAGUCUAAAGGACGGAACUGUGGUUCUUCAGUUUGAGACUCGCCUACAAAAUGGGCUUGAAUGUGGUGGUGCUUAUCUGAAAUACCUCCGGCCUCAAGAUGCCGGAUGGAAGGCUAAAGAGUUCGAUAAUGAAUCUCCUUACUCAAUCAUGUUUGGACCUGACAAAUGCGGGGCCACUAACAAGGUGCACUUCAUCUUCAAGCAUAAGAAUCCCAAAACAGGGGAGUACGUUGAGCAUCAUCUAAAGAAUCCUCCUUCAGUUCCAGCUGACAAAUUGUCCCAUGUUUACACUGCCAUUUUUGAAUCUGGCAAUGAUGUUCGCAUUCUCGUUGAUGGGAGUGAGAAGAAGAAGGCCAAUUUCCUUUCGGAGGAUGAUUUUGAGCCUCCACUGAUUCCUGCCAAGACAAUUCCUGAUCCAGACGACAAGAAGCCUGAGGAUUGGGAUGAGAGAGAUAAAAUUCCCGAUCCCAAUGCAGUGAAGCCAGAUGAUUGGGAUGAGGAUGCUCCAGUGGAAAUUGUAGAUGAGGAAGCUGUAAAGCCUGAGGGAUGGCUAGAUGAUGAGCCUGAAGAGAUUGAUGAUCCAGAGGCCACCAAGCCAGAAGACUGGGAUGAUGAAGAGGAUGGUGAAUGGGAGGCACCACGGAUCGAUAACCCGAAAUGUGAGAUAGCUCCUGGUUGUGGUGAAUGGAAGAAACCAAUGAAGAGGAACCCUGAAUACAAGGGUAAGUGGCACGCCCCAGAAAUCGACAAUCCUAGCUACAAGGGAAUUUGGAAGCCUAGACAGAUUCCCAACCCCAGCUACUUCGAAAUUGAAAAACCCGACUUCGAGCCCGUGGCUGCAAUUGGAAUUGAGAUCUGGACAAUGCAAGAUGGUAUCUUGUUUGACAACAUUUUGAUCGCCAAAGACGAGAAACUCGCUAGUUCAUACCGCGACACCAAAUGGAAGCCGAAGUUCAAAGUCGAGGAAGAGAAACAGAAGGCCGAGGAAGCAGCUGCUGCUGGUCCAGAUGCCCUCGCAAAAUAUCAGAAGAAAGUCUUUGAUUUGCUAUACAAGGCCGCAGAUAUCCCAUUCCUCAGUCAAUACAAGUCAAAAAUACUUGAUGUCAUUGAAAAGGGAGAGAAGCAGCCAAACCUCACCAUCGGGAUCAUAGUCUCUGUAAUUGUGGUUUUCUUCACAAUCUUCUUGAGGAUAAUCUUCGGAGGAAAGAAGCAGCAACCGGCAAAAAGAGAGGAGAAGAGCGCGAGCGCGAGCACGAGCGCAGCAGCUGCAGAGAGUUCGAACGAUCAAAGUAGCAGCGGCGGAGAAAAGGAAGAAGAGAAGGAAGAGGGUGUUGCUGCGGCGCCCGCUCGCCGGAGGUCAGGUGCUAGGAGAGAUAAUUAGAAGAGGGAAGAAUGUGGAAGGUGUUUUGUUCUUGAAAGAAAUUAGUAGUUGUGAUUGUACGCUGAUUCCUGAUUUUUUUUUUUUUUUGCCCCUUUUAGUCUCUGGAGUAUAAUACUAUUUUGAAGGUUAGAUAUGAGAUGUUGCCCGGUGUUGUUAUGAACACUUGGGGCUGGAUGAGACUGGGAGAUUUUUUUAGGGAAAGAAAAUGUUUUGGAUCUCUCUAUUUUUUUUUUUUUUUUAAAUUUUAUUCCUCUUUACUGCUUUUUAUUUUUUUCUUUUUUGUUCCUUGAUUUGCUUUUAUGAGAUGCUACAGGGUUGGUUGUAUCUUUUUCGGUAGUUUAUGGUUAAUGUGUAAUGAUGAAAGGAUUUGUGUUGGUC